AUGGCGUCGUCUUCAACCCCGGCCACGCCUCUCCUCUACGCCUGCAUAGCCCACCACAGCACCAUCCUCUCCGAAUGCACCACCUCAGCCUCCUCCCAAACCUCCUCCCUCGCCUCCCUCAUCCUCCCCAAAAUUCAACACACCACCCCCCAAAAGCUCACCUACACCCACGGCACCCACCACAUCCACUACAUCGCCGAAGCACCCUCCGACCACCCUGACCACCCCGACGCUGGCGGUCUCACCUUCCUCGUAGUCGCCGAGUCCAGCUUCGGGCGCCGCAUCCCCUUUGGCUUCCUCUUCGAGAUCCGCAAGCGCUUCUUCGAUGCUUUCCCGGUCGAGUCGACCGACUUCGCCGACAUGCCCAACUACGGCGCGGGGAGCUUCAAUGCGGAUUUGAGGAAUCUGAUGGUCGAUUACGGUACUACGGCGGGCGGACAGAAUGAUGCUAUUACGACGGCGAAGAGGGAGAUUGAUGAUGUGAGGGGGAUUAUGACGAGGAAUAUUGAGGGGUUGUUGGAGAGGGGGGAGAGGAUGGAUUUGUUGGUUGAUAAGACGGAUAGGUUGGGCGGGAGUGCGAGGGAGUUCCGGGUUAGGAGCCGGGACUUGAAGAGGAGGAUGUGGUGGAAGAAUGUGAAGCUGAUGGGGCUUUUGGGGUUGGUGCUGGUGCUGAUUAUUAUUACUAUUGUGAUUGCGCUGAAGACGUCGGUUUGA
This is a messenger RNA of Scedosporium apiospermum, 714 nucleotides long. RefSeq names its product Synaptobrevin. Gene Ontology annotation, biological process: vesicle-mediated transport. The transcript is spliced from 2 exons. The record is from RefSeq and is a predicted model, not a curated record. Lineage: Eukaryota; Fungi; Ascomycota; Sordariomycetes; Microascales; Microascaceae. The coding region runs from base 1 to 714 and encodes 237 amino acids. Gene Ontology annotation, cellular component: membrane.